Coffea eugenioides is the source of this 489-nucleotide messenger RNA. RefSeq lists its product as uncharacterized. The record is from RefSeq and is a predicted model, not a curated record. NCBI's taxonomy places the organism in Eukaryota, Viridiplantae, Streptophyta, Magnoliopsida, Gentianales, Rubiaceae. The transcript is spliced from 2 exons. Bases 1 to 489 code for a protein of 162 amino acids.
AUGAGUCAAAUGACAACUAAAGCAGCUUAUGCAGAAGCAACCCUCUUGCCUGUCAUGAAUGGGCAGGUCCUUCGGAAGGUGGUGUCCGAUGUUUCAAGUGAAAUAGAUAAACUAGGAAAGGACUUGGCAACCAUUGCCAAGAUUGAUGAGGUGAUGAAAGAAGAAUGCAACUGCUGUGGUCUCCAAGAAGAAAGCACCCAAGAAUACGUCCUACAAAUUAAAGAUUCUUACUCGGGUAAAUUUGUUUGUGGGCUUUGCUCGGAAGCUGUAAAGGAAAGGUUAAAGGGAAAACAACUAGCCAUUGAAGAAGCUGUUGGCAAUCACAGAAGUUUCUGUCAAGAGUUCAACUCUACCACCAGAUUGAACCCUAAACUCUCCUUCACCUGUACUAUGAGGGAAAUAGCAAAGUGGAGCCACGAGAAUAGGAACACUAGUCCAUGUUUGACAAAGAUUUCUAGGAGUUCUAGUUGUGUUCCUAGGCUUGUCUGA